AUGCCUCAACCACCUGCCCGUGCCUUUUCGCAAAAAGACCUCCCCCCCUCAGUCGAAACAGCAUACUACCGAAAAUGCAUCGACCUGCGCCGCCGCAUCACCGACAUUGAAGACUCCAACGACGGCACCCGCCUGCGCAUCACGCGCCUCAACCGCGGAAUCCAAAAGAUGCGCCUCGAGCGCGCCUUCCUCCUCGAACAGAUUAAUAAACACAUGGAAUACAACGCCGACGACAGUGACCGGAGUAGCAGUCCGCCACCCACCCCGACCGACAAGCCAUUACGCAGUAAACGCAGCGGCGGCGGCGGCGGCGGCGGCGGCGGCAGUACAACAGGAGCCAGAAAAGCCACGCCUCCCUCUCAAACCAACCAAAUCGCAACCCUGGGCAGUGUCACGCAAGCGCAGACGCAAAGUCCAGCGAGCACGGGUACACAGCAAGCCGGCCAACAAACUCAACCCCAACAACAAUCAUCUACAUCUACAACGCUUCCACAAUCCUCCCUAGCCGCGCUCUCAAGCCCACACUCGACCCCAGCCCCUUCCACUUCAACACCUUACCCUAACCCCCCCACAACCUCAGCUACAAGUCCCCACCCAACCCUCAAUGGCACUGCUACUGCUACAACUACAACUACAACUCCAACUCCCGCUAACCCCACCGUCCUCCCUCCCCUCCAUUCCCUCCCUGCACUCCAGACCCCCGCGCCCCGCGCCUACUUUGACCCGGCAUAUGACGACCAGCGCGCCAGUGCCGUGCCGUCUGCGGCGGGGGACAGUGCUUCUGCUGCUGCUGCUGCGACGGCGCAGAAUGGCGAUACGGAGAUGGUGGAUGUAGACGGGGGUGUUGGGAGUGGGCGGUAG
Messenger RNA from Plenodomus lingam JN3, 861 nucleotides. RefSeq lists its product as uncharacterized. Lineage: Eukaryota; Fungi; Ascomycota; Dothideomycetes; Pleosporales; Leptosphaeriaceae. The record is from RefSeq and is a predicted model, not a curated record.